Molecule: messenger RNA, 1732 nt
Organism: Vitis riparia (riverbank grape)
Lineage: Eukaryota; Viridiplantae; Streptophyta; Magnoliopsida; Vitales; Vitaceae
Product: golgin candidate 2-like
Exons: 7
Biological process (GO): Golgi organization; retrograde transport, vesicle recycling within Golgi
Cellular component (GO): Golgi membrane; Golgi cisterna
Source: RefSeq, a predicted model, not a curated record
AAGCCACAGUACGGAUAUUAUCUCACCACAAAGAUCAAUGUUGUAUAUGCGUCUGUGACGAAGAAUUGUUGCACUGUUAUGUUAUUCUAGCAUUAAUUUCCAUGGUCUUCCUCCUCCAUCUUCCGUUAUCAACUCACAACUGCACUGCAUCAAGCGCUAAAAUGCGCCAUGAGCGACUAGUGCUCACAUCCGAUACGCAUCUCGAGGACUGUUGAAUCGGACGGCCAUGGCUGGAUGGAUAUCAUCGAAGCUCAAAGUUGCAGAAACCUUACUUCAACAGAUCGAUCAGCAAGCGGCAGAGUCUCUGGGGAAGAACGAGAGGCCGCAAUCAGAUGAACUUGAUGAGAAGAUUCCCGCAAAAUCUGGAGGGGUUCUGCCUCUGAAAGAUCAGCUGAAGAAAAAAACACAAGAAAGCUAUGAUUUCCAGGGGAAAUUGCACAGCGAUCCCAAUGUCAAUGUGCUUAAUAGUCAAGAUCGGGACAAAGAGGUUACGAGUCCAUCAAAACCUUUUUCGAGCCCUAGGUCUAAUCUUACGGACAGUGACUGGACUGAACUCCUCAGCACGCCCAAUCAAGAGACCCCAUUUGGGGCGAAUCGGACUAAUGGAACGUCUGGGAUUCGUGGUCUGCGGAAAGAUGGGCGGAGGCAGGCGAGUUCAGGUUUGAAUUUGUCAGGACUGGAAGCGAAGAGGAAUUAUAGGAGUAAUAAUAGUGCUUCGAAGCCUCAGCGAAGGUCUGAUGUUGGACCAGGAAAUAGAGAGAAUGCAGGUGGAUUGGAUAGGAAAUUGAGUGAUGAGAAAGAGUUGGGACGUUCAGACUCAGUGGAUAGAACAUCGAGGGCUGAGUUGCGAAAUGAUGGUAAGUGUGUGGAAGCACAAGAAUCGGAACUUGUGAUGGCGGUGAGAGAUGACGCGAAUCCAGAAAGGAGUGUUGAGGAUGGAAGGAGGAUUAUAUCUAAGGGGCAUUCAGUUGAUAAAAAUCAUCCUUUGGAAACAAAAUUGGUGGCUGAAAGAGGUGAUAGGAUACCUGAUAUGAAUAAGGCAAUCAAUGAUGAGCAGAAAAGGUUAGGGGAGUCAAAUGCUGGCUUGGGGAGUUCAGUCUCUCUUGAGUUGAAAGGAACUACUUCUGUAAGUGAUGAAAGGUCUGAUUCAGAUACAGACUCUGCUUCCUCGUCUGACUCAGAAAGUGCACGCAUCAGGGAGGAAAGGAAAAGGAGAAGAAAGCAGAUUCUGGCCGAGAAACAGGCAGCUAAAGCUGUUGCGGCAAUCAAAGAACGCGAGAAUAUGGUUGCAAGGUUGGAGGGGGAGAAAGAAAGCUUAGAGAAAAUACUUGAAGAGAGAGAGAAACAGCAAGCACAAGAGGCUUCAGAACUCCAGACAACAAUGAUGGAAACAAUGGAAGCUGUUGAGUUAGAGAAGCAGAAACAUAAUAAUACUAGAAUGGAAGCCCUUGCAAGAUUGGCUAAGCUUGAGACUGUCAAUGCUGAACUUGCAAGAUCCCUGGCUACUGCCCAAUGGAAUCUUGAAGUAGAGGUUAAUCGGGUGGCAGAAAUCCGGCAACAAAUUGAAUUGAAAGAAGUUGCCCUUGAAGAACAAAGGAGGAUCUCCAAUGCUCAUCAGAUGGGAACCUCUCUAAGCCAUUUGGUGGCUGCAAAAGGAGUUGAAUUUGAGAAAGAGAUACUUGAGGCGGAGUACUCUUUCAUUACUGACAAAAUUGGACGGUUGCAAGACAAG